Messenger RNA from Chiroxiphia lanceolata (lance-tailed manakin), 782 nucleotides. RefSeq names its product guanine nucleotide-binding protein G(I)/G(S)/G(O) subunit gamma-3-like. Gene Ontology annotation, molecular function: G-protein beta-subunit binding. Bases 29 to 418 code for a protein of 129 amino acids. Gene Ontology annotation, biological process: G protein-coupled receptor signaling pathway. NCBI's taxonomy places the organism in Eukaryota, Metazoa, Chordata, Aves, Passeriformes, Pipridae. Gene Ontology annotation, cellular component: heterotrimeric G-protein complex. The record is from RefSeq and is a predicted model, not a curated record. The transcript is spliced from 4 exons.
CCCGGCCCCGUAACAGGUCACGGCCACCAUGAACAUGCCGAGCUCCCGGUUCACCGGCGACUCCGGGAGCUCCAGCUCCAGGGACACCCGGUACAGCUGCCCGUACAGGAGCACCUGGACAGGUAAAGGCACAGGUGGUUCCGCCCCCUCCGAGCAGCCGGGACCGAGAGGCUGCGGAUCCAGCCCCCCCAUGAAGGGAGAGCCCCCCCCCAGCAGCACCUUGAGCGUGGGCCAGGCCCGGAAAAUGGUGGAGCAGCUCAAGAUCGAGGCCUCCCUGUGCCGGGUCAAGGUGUCCAAGGCGGCGGCGGAGCUGCUCAGUUACUGCGAGGCCCACGCGUGCGAGGACCCCCUGCUGACCCCCGUGCCCACCUCGGAGAACCCCUUCCGGGAGAAGAAAUUCUUCUGUGCCCUCCUUUAGGACCCCCCCCCAAAAAUCUGGAACCUCCCCACAAAAAUUUGGGACCCCACACACGCACUUAGAGCCCCCCCCCACACACUUUGGGGGCUUUUUUACCCUGAAAAUGAGGGAGAAAAGGGGGGUUGGGGCCCCCCCUCUGUCGGGUCAGGGAUCCCCACACACGUAAAAUGGGGACCCCCCCGACCCCCCCAAAUCACCAGGAGUCCCAGUGAAGGGUUGGGUUGGGCACAGCUCUGGAAUGGGGGGCUUUGGGGAGGGGGUUGGGGGGAUUUUGGGGGUGUUCCCCCCCCCCAAAAGGUUUCAGUGGUGGGCUCAGGGAAGGUUCCCACGGCUUUGGGGGAGGAGGGGGGAAGAGGUGGCUCCC